AUGACUGGGUCCUGCUUAGCCUGGUCACAAUCUCGAUUAAGUCCGCCACUAAUAGCAGUAGGCAGCGCUUCUUUGGGCGACAGUCAACAUCCAGGUGAAGUAGGUGAAUUGAAUCACUUAUCGGGGCAAGAGUCUGAAGUUGCACCCAAUCACGGCAAGCUUAUCCUCCUUGAAUACAAUGAGAAUUCUCGUCGCUGGAGUCUAGUCCAAGACAUCGUGGACAUCAAGGAUUCUGUAUAUGAUGUAGCCUUUGCCCCCAGUAUGGGCCAAUCCUAUCAAGUGCUUGCUGUUGGUUCUGAAGGCCUACUCAUUCUACUUGUCCAAUCCGUCUCUGCUCCACAAGUCGCUGAGGGCGGGGUUAAUACGCCUGGCGUAUACAAUGUCUCAGUGAUGGCACGAUUUGAAAAUAAUGGUGGUCGCGUGUCUCGAGUCGCUUGGAACUUCCAAGGUAACAUUCUUGCCUCAGCUGGAGACGAUGGUACAGUACGUCUCUGGUGCUCCAACUACCUGAAAGCCUGGUUCCCAAUGGCCAUUGUCCGUCCGGGCGAGGUUAGUCUCCCUAUUCCACCAUCUUUCCUCAGUGCAGCAGCUACAAUCAAUUCAAUAGAGCAGUCGCACAGUUUUCUCCGUGGUUCCUCUGCUGCUCAAGCUGCUUCUGCAGCAACAGACAAGCCUAGACAACAGCAACAAUCUUCAAAUGCUACUGAAAUCAGUAGUGGCAAUACUACGGCUCCUGUGACAAUGUCUACCAUCUCUUCGGAAGCCUCAAUCGAGUCGGCUUUAUCGGCUGGUAAGUGGGCGACUCUGCGCGAAAGCAAUGAUUGGUGUUGGUGGUUUAGGUACGGUGAUUGGACCCAGUGA
Molecule: messenger RNA, 861 nt
Organism: Rodentolepis nana
Lineage: Eukaryota; Metazoa; Platyhelminthes; Cestoda; Cyclophyllidea; Hymenolepididae
Source: the annotation of a GenBank genome assembly